AUGUCAUUGAGUGGAGUAAAGAUGGGGACUUUAAUUUUGUCACACUUGGCAAAAACACUCCAAUCAAUACUUCCAGUUUGGAGGUUCUGCAACGUAUCACGUUCUGAUGUAGCCGAUCAUGCAAGAGAAAUCCUACACUCUGUGAGAACAAUCCUUCCUGCAUAUGAUGUGAGUAAAUCGCCAUGGGAAGCCAUGACAGGUAAGUCGUCGGAAAUUAUGGUUGAGGUGCUUGAAGCAUUUAGGCGAGCUAUAAAGGUGAAUGCUUAUGACGACAAACGCGUGGCUGAUUCUUUAUAUUGGUCCAAGCACUUUUUGACCCAUGUGGCUGCUAUUUUGAUCGCGCUCGGACUCUUAGAGAGCAAAAAAGGAAAAUGGACGAGGAGCUUAUGUCUAUUGAUUAUAUGUAGGCCAAUACUGCACUUGAAGAAUGGAGAUUGUACUGGAAAUGAACUUGUUGACAAGGGUCUUGCAAUCCGUGUUCUCAGCAUUGUGAUGCAAAAUCCAGGGAUAUUGGAGAGCUGCCGAAAAUUGUUAGAGAUAAAGAUUAUGGAUAAUCACGUCAUCAUCCACAAGAUGCAUCAGACGACCUCGGCACAAUCCCGUGCCAUUCUGAGUGUACUUCACCAAUUUUGCGUAAAAAGGCAAAAGUCAAUUUGCAUGGAGAGCAUUUCUACGAAAAUCCCAUGA
Molecule: messenger RNA, 687 nt
Organism: Fraxinus pennsylvanica
Lineage: Eukaryota; Viridiplantae; Streptophyta; Magnoliopsida; Lamiales; Oleaceae
Source: the annotation of a GenBank genome assembly